This is a messenger RNA of Penicillium daleae, 807 nucleotides long. RefSeq lists its product as uncharacterized. The record is from RefSeq and is a predicted model, not a curated record. Lineage: Eukaryota; Fungi; Ascomycota; Eurotiomycetes; Eurotiales; Aspergillaceae. The transcript is spliced from 3 exons. Bases 1 to 807 code for a protein of 268 amino acids.
AUGGCUCCCAAAGCGACCGCACCGGCGAGUGCAACGAGUUCUACUACAACAAAGGAUGCCAACGUCACCACCACUCCUGAAACAAAGGGCCAGAUGACCGGGGAGGAGUCAAAGGUCCAUGAAGCGACCGCACCGGCGAGUGCAACCAGUUCUACUACCACAAAGGAUGCCAAUGUCACCACCACUCCUGACACAAAGGGCCAGGUGGCUAAGGAGGCUCCCGAUUCAGCUAUUGAUGAAAGAUUAGUACAAGCAAUCAACGGACUAAUUAAAGCGAGGCUUCACUACGCGCUUUCAAUUGGGUGUGUUGAUGACUUAAAUAACGACGCACGAGAUGCCAAAAUCGAAAGUUUCUCGGCAGCAGUCGAAUCGGAAAUUCUCUCAGUGAUUGACGAGAAGUGUGACGAAAGAAUGUCGACCGAAUGUCUUAUGAAGAAAAUAAUUAAUGAAAAGCUUGAAGUUAUUACUAACGAGAAGAAGAAACCCUACGAGCCAAUCAUUGCUUAUGGAGGACUGAUCACGACAAUAAUAGUGACGGGUGGUUUUGUUGGGACAGUAGUAUUUUCUGUCAAACAAAACGAAGCCAACGACGCAGCUGCUCAAGUAUCCCAGCAGAAUCUGGAGACUGCACAGGCAGCGUAUAAGCUCACUGUUCGAAGCAACAACAUGGCCAUGAUAGCUGCGAACACUGCAGCACUAGCCUACCAGUUGAAUGCCUUUCAAUUGUGUCAACAGUAUCCGAAUGCAACAUUCGCAGACAAUUUCACCUGUACCAAUGUCCUUGGAACGCCCAAUAGCAUACCCUAA